UGCUCUCUUCACUGCCGCAGCUGUUAUAUAACCCGUUCAACCUAUAUCUACGCCUCUUUCUUGCUAGAGUAUCGUUCAGUCAACCAUGGCUUCUCCACAACAGAUCAGGACUCCUCUCACAGAUCUCUUGAAGAUCAGACACCCCGUUCUCCUUGCUGGCAUGAACGUUGCGGCUGGUCCUAAGCUCGCUGCCGCUGUCACCAAUGCUGGAGGUUUGGGAGUUAUCGGUGGCCUCGGCUACACCCCAGACAUGCUGAGAGAGCAGGUAGAGGAGAUCAAGAGCCAUCUCGUCGAUAAGAAUGCUCCAUUCGGAGUCGACCUGCUGCUUCCACAGAUCGGAGGAAACGCUCGAAAGACCAACUACGACUACACCAAGGGAAAACUCGACGAGCUGAUCACCGUUGUCAUCGAGAGCGGUACCAAGCUCUUCGUGUCUGCCGUCGGUGUCCCACCAAAGCACGUCGUGGACCGUCUACACGCAGCCGGAAUCCUCUACAUGAACAUGAUCGGCCACCCCAAGCAUGUACAGAAGUGCCUGGACGUCGGUGUCGACAUCAUCUGUGCCCAGGGCGGUGAGGGCGGUGGCCACACCGGAGACGUUCCCACCAGCAUCCUCAUUCCUACCGUGGCCAAGCUCUGCCAGGGCAAGACCAGCCCCAUGACCGGCCUGCCGGUCCAGGUUGUUGCUGCCGGUGGUAUCUUCAAUGGCCAGAGCGUUGCCUCCGCCCUCAUGCUCGGUGCCUCCGGCGUCUGGGUCGGUACUCGGUUCAUCCUAGCUGAUGAGGCCGGCGCCCCCAAGGACCACCAGGAGGCCGUCCGCACCGCCGGUUUCGACGACAACGUCCGAACCAUCAUCUUCACUGGCCGUCCCAUGCGUGUGCGCAACAACGCAUACAUCACCAACUGGGAGGAGAACCGUGCCGAGGAGAUCAAGGAGCUCACCAGCAAGGGUAUCAUCCCUGUUGAGCACGACUUUGAGAACAUGGAAGAUAUCGACGACGAGACUGUCGACAACGCCCGACCACACCUCAUGGGCAAGGCUGCCGCCGUCGUCGACGAGAAGAAGCCAGCCAAGGACAUCGUUGAUGAGCUCGUCAAUGAUGCUGUCGCCUGGAUCAAGAAGGGCAACGCCUAUAUCUCCAAGCCUAAGCUUUAA
Messenger RNA from Microsporum canis CBS 113480, 1156 nucleotides. Its product is annotated as 2-nitropropane dioxygenase. Gene Ontology annotation, molecular function: nitronate monooxygenase activity. The record is from RefSeq and is a predicted model, not a curated record. NCBI's taxonomy places the organism in Eukaryota, Fungi, Ascomycota, Eurotiomycetes, Onygenales, Arthrodermataceae. The transcript has 4 exons. Bases 86 to 1156 code for a protein of 356 amino acids.